This is a messenger RNA of Marmota flaviventris (yellow-bellied marmot), 159 nucleotides long. RefSeq names its product small integral membrane protein 30-like. Lineage: Eukaryota; Metazoa; Chordata; Mammalia; Rodentia; Sciuridae. The record is from RefSeq and is a predicted model, not a curated record.
AUGACCUCAGUUUCAACACAAUUGUUCUUAGUCCUCAUUUCAUUGCUUUUGGUUCUGCUAGUUGUUGAAACACUAGGAACCGGGGACGCAAUCGCUACCUUGUUAGAUGUGGUUCUCAGCAUUGCAGGCAUUUGUGCUUGCCUUGGUGUGUAUGCAUGA